AUUCCAGAAUUGACCAACACAAUUCAAAGACGUUGAAUUCUAGAUCUCAUCUAUUUCAAUGACGAUGGACCGUUCCGUUCGGAAUAAGAAGGAAAAGUCUCGAAGUGGUUGCCUCGUGUGUAAGCGAAGGCGCGUCAAGUGUGACGAGCAAGAGCCAAGCUGUCAAAGAUGUAUAAGGAUUGGGACCGAGUGCCCUGGAUACAAGCGACCUGUGAGAUGGUCUACCAAGUAUGAGAAGACUACGGUCUCUGGUUACAAUCCGACCAAUCUUGGCAGCUGCAAGACGACCAAGUCGGUUCAGUGUAUUCAAGGACUCUCGGCAGUUAGAGAGCAUUCGACCGCCCUGUCAUCUGAGCAUCUUCAAGAUACGCCUCCUCAUGCUGAGACUGGAGACCUCGACACCAUAAUAGUGCCAGGCACGUUGAAGAGCAUCAGCACAAUCACACCAUUUCAGGACUGUUCGGGAGAGGUAUCAGCACUCUUGCACUACUACUUCUCUACAAUUUGCCAUGUCCUCUCAUCGUUCGACUCCUUGCACAAUCCGUUCCGCUCGGAAGUGCCUAGGCUGUUCAGUCAGUCGCCAUUGCUGCUCUACUGCGUAUUGAGCAUGUCCGCCGCCCAUCUCUACCAGAAUGAGGAGUCGAGGGUUGUUGUCCCGUUACGACUCCAGACAAAAGCCAUUUCGUAUCUCUCUGAACAGCUACCCAGACCACCUCAUAUCAAUGAGUCUGAAGUGUCCGUCUACAGUGAGCCUGAAGUAGGGAGACUAGUUGGGGCUGAUAUUGGAGAUGAUGUGCUUCUGGGAACUAUUCUACUAGGAAUGACAUCGGCGUGGCACGACGUGUCUUCCACUGGGUUAAUGCAUCUCCACGGGUCAAGAGAGCUCUUCAAGACCUGGAUGUCAUCUAACCAUCUGGACACCACCAACCAGAGAAGAACAAUGAGCGUGACGCAAGACUUCGUGGUCUCAUCUAUGGUCUACUGGGAAGCCAUGAGCUCCUUUAUCGUGGACCAAGCCCCCAAUGCUCUAUCCUAUCUGGACGCUUUCUGCUACCACCAUCCGCCACGUUCUCGACAAACGCGUCCGUGUCCCUGGACAGGCGUGGGGACAAUCACCUUCAUAUACCUGGCAAAAACAGCGACGUUGUUCAGGAAGCUUAGAGCUCUGAGUAGUCUGGGCUUAUGCGGACGAGGUGAUGGCGUCCAGGAUACGUCGUACUCGGAUCUUUUGCAACAUGCCACGAUCUUACAAGAGGAGAUCUCGAGGCUCGAAGAUUCAGCUGUGUUAUCAGUUGCAGACAGUGGCGAUAUGUUCACACCUCCAGGUCAUCUCGUCGCCAUGGAGCAAUGUUACCGGCUGGCGGCUCUGCUUGAGUUGUACAGAGCAUUCCCUGAGCUGGUGGAAACCUCAACCGCCAAGGAUCACGCGAGGCUCGAUGCUAAUGGACAGAUUAAUGAGAAAGCAGAAAAAGUUCAUCGUUUUGCUUUUAGGAUCCUUCAGACCAUGGAAGAGAUACCCGUCACAUCUGGCACCGUGUCGACACAACUUUUACCUCUCAUCAUCGCCGGAAGCGUUCUCGGUCUAGUUUCGAGAGAGAAUGUUGCCGGUGAAGGAACUGAAUUUCUAGGCAGUGCGGAACAAAUUACAAGGUGGAGAGAGUUUGUGAGAAUGCGCACCCGUUGGCUUUACCAGUUGAUUCGACUGAAGCCCGUGAGGCAUGGGUUGCUCAUCUUGGAAGAAGUUUGGGCGCGCUUGGAUGGCGCAAAUGCCACAAGUCGCUCUAACUAUCUCAAUCCAGGAAGGGAGAGUUGCCAUUGGAUCGAUGUAAUGGAGGAAAAGGGGCUAGAGACAAUGUUGGGGUAAAGCUGCAACGGGUAUGGCAUUCCUCAGCUUAGACUUAGACGAAAGAACACGCAGAUUUUACCAGACAUUGGUU
Colletotrichum acutatum is the source of this 1937-nucleotide messenger RNA. Its product is annotated as fungal-specific transcription factor domain-containing protein. Bases 59 to 1864 code for a protein of 601 amino acids. Gene Ontology annotation, cellular component: nucleus. Lineage: Eukaryota; Fungi; Ascomycota; Sordariomycetes; Glomerellales; Glomerellaceae. Gene Ontology annotation, biological process: positive regulation of transcription by RNA polymerase II. The transcript has 4 exons. The record is from RefSeq and is a predicted model, not a curated record. Gene Ontology annotation, molecular function: DNA-binding transcription factor activity, RNA polymerase II-specific; zinc ion binding; transcription cis-regulatory region binding.